Messenger RNA from Myripristis murdjan (pinecone soldierfish), 2245 nucleotides. Its product is annotated as cell death-inducing p53-target protein 1 homolog. Gene Ontology annotation, cellular component: cytoplasmic side of late endosome membrane; cytoplasmic side of lysosomal membrane; nucleus. The record is from RefSeq and is a predicted model, not a curated record. Lineage: Eukaryota; Metazoa; Chordata; Actinopteri; Holocentriformes; Holocentridae. Bases 258 to 1079 code for a protein of 273 amino acids. The transcript has 5 exons. Gene Ontology annotation, molecular function: zinc ion binding.
UGCACUUCCCUGCCUUGGCUCAUCCUGCUGAUGCUUCCUCUUGGCUGCUGAUGGGACUGCAGCACCUCAUUUUUUGGAUAUCUGAUACAAGCUUGUGCUGGCAUCUGAAUUUGCUCCAGCCUUGAUUUAAAUGCAGUAAAUGUUCUGGUUGCGAACCAUUUUGAAUAAGUUUGUGUUCCUGGUUGGAAGUGCUUCGCCAACGGCUUCAAAGAGGGCUUGAUUCCUUGUUGAGCGUGCCUCCGGGUCCCAGGGCUGUGAUGGAGCACCUAGACCCAAAUGAUGUGCCCUUCCAGGUCCUCCGGCAGUCAGAAAGCUUGGUUGUUGACGGACGAUUCACCUCAGAGUGGGAGAGCUCCACAGAGGCCACGUCUCUGUCCUCUGAUCCCAGGCAGGAGGCUCCAGAGCCGGGUAGAUGUUACUCAACCCUGGAGGUCAUCGAGCUCCGCAGGCAGCAGCUUCACAACAGGCACGCCAUCCUGCUGAGCAUGCACCAGUUUAGGAAUAAAAACAAGGAAAACAGCAGCAAGACCAACGAGGAAAUGGCCGGUGAGGACGAUGACCAUCCCUGCGAGCUGGAAGCCAUCCAGAGGGAGCUGGAGGAGCUGGCGGCUAAAGAGAGGGACUUCCAGCGGCACAAAGGCAGCAGUCCACAUGGAAGUCAUUUGGACAUACAUUCCCCCCCAUACGAGGUUGAUCAUGUGACACGAUAUGGGGGGAUCUACACGCUGCCGCCACCCCAGCUCCCAGGGGAGGAAGUGACAUCAGCAACAUGGGAGAGGGGGGGAGGGCCCAAACAGGAAACUGAGCCUGACGCAGAAAAAACAACAGACCCCGUCACUCCAGCCGAAGAUCUGGCCUUGACCUCAGCUGUCACCAAAUGCCCGUCCUGUGACAUGAUCGUCACCACGGAAACCCACAGGAGAGUGGGUAGGACAAUGUGGAUACUUUGCUGGUUGUCAUCCAUGUUCGGGUGUGUUGCAGGCUGCUGUUUGAUCCCGUUCUUCCUAAAUACUCUGAAGGACAUCGAUCACCGGUGUCCUGAGUGCCACACAGUCAUCAAUACCUACUAUCAUCUCUGACAUGGAGCUACCCUGGUUUGACUCUCACAGACAGCACAAGUCAUGACUGGUGUACAUGAUUCUGCCCUCUGUCCACUUCUCUGAUGCCUUUGACUUGUCUUGGUCCUGAUCUUGGUUUCUACUGGCCAUAACUGGAUGUUGGCUUCUCUAAAAAUUUUAAGAUACACAUUUGUCCAGAUCAAGAUGACCUUUAUUUUCUACCAGCACUACAAACAAUAUCAAGAAUUAUACCUGUGUAUAGCACUUAGCAGCCCUAAAAUGCCUAUGGUUUGGUAAGCUGGUGGUUGAGGGGCAAAGGACAGAGAAAUCUACAUUUUGUUUAUGCUUAAGCAUUGCUGAUGGAAAGGCUGUUUAUUGCCUAUUUCAUUUUUUGUCUCAGCUGUGACUCACGUUGCUCUGGUCUCUGUCUUCACUUGACUCGGAAUUGACUUGGAUUUGACCAAAGUGGUCUGGCCAGCAGCCUCGGUGCAAACUCUCCAAAUGCUUUGACUGCCUUGGUACCAUCAUGUCAGUAACCAGAACUCUUUUCAACAGACGAGAAAUGCGUCCAUCAGCUGUCUGAAGUGAUAUUUUCACCUUCCUGUAAGACUGAUUAUGAGUCAGCCUCUGUUAUGGCCUCUGCUUAUCAUAAACCUGGUGCUUACUUAACUAUCUCCUGAUGCGGACUGAAAGAUCUGGGAUUAACACAGCUCAGUUUGAUAGUGAAUGAGCAGACAGUAGCAACUCAUGUAGCAACUACUACAGUAGCAACUAGUUCUUGACCCCCAGCUGUUUUUAUUUUUUUUUAAAUUUAUACUGCUUAACAGCGAAUCUAUUAGCACUUUCAUUCAAAUCUGAUGGGUAAUGGUGAUGUGCUGAUACUAUUCCACAGUAUUAUGGAAAUGUGUUAGGUGAACGGGAAUGUGUCCCGGCUAAUAUGCAAACAUUGGUAUACAGCCCAGCAGAACAGGCAAAAACCUACUUUUAUUAUCACAUCUGCAUGCACUAUCACAUGAUGCAAUGCCAACAGUGUGAAGGAGGUGGUUUAGAUAUUACUGAGCUUGAGAGUAUAAUGCAGCUUGGUUCCUCUGUGUCUGUAUACAUACAAUUUUAAGUUGCUCUUUCAUUAUAAUCAAUUCUAUGAAUACAAUUAAUCAAAACAAAGAUUCUAAAAAAAAAAAAAAAAA